UUCCUACACUUCUCUCUUCAGGUGCAGAUGGCUUUCUUCAUCACAAGAUCAUUGGAACUAGUCUGGAUCAUCUCAUUGUUGAAGAGAGCCACGUCCAUCAGAAUUGAUCAUCCUAUAGUAUUGUUGUUGUGUAUAAUGAUCACCUGGUCCUGCCCAUUUCACUCAGCAUCAGUUCAUGACCCAGUAAAGUUGGACAAUGACUUCCACUCUGUACAAGUAUCUCUUCAUUCUCUCGGCUCUGAGUUUUUGUGUCUCCCAGCCUAGCAACCAAGACCUCCAUCCCCCAAAACCCACUGAUAAGGAAGAAAAUUCUAUCUACCGGAGGCUGGCUCCAGUGAACGUUGACUUUGCAUUUCGUAUAUACAAGAAUUUGAUAUCAAGAGCCUCAGACAGAAAUAUUUUCAUCUCCCCAGUGAGUAUUUCCAUGUCCUUGGCCAUGCUGUCCCUUGGGGCCAGGUCUACCACACGCACACAACUCUUGGAAGGCCUGGGAUUCAACCUCACGGAGACAUCAGAUUUGGAAAUCCACCAGGGUUUUCAAAAUCUCAUCCAUCUGUUCAACAAUUCAGAUACUGGUCUGGAAAUGAACAUGGCAAAUGCCCUGUUUCUUGACUCACAGCUAGAAUUUAUGGAGACAUUCAUGACAGAAGUAAAGCAAUAUUAUAGUGUAGAAGUUUUUUCUACAGACUUUAAAAAUUCAACCAGAGCCAAGAAACAGGUCAACGAUUUUGUCAAGAAUAAAACUUUGGGGAAAGUUGAUCAGUUAUUCAAGGAACUGGAUAGAGAAACCAUGCUUAUUUUGAUCAACUACAUUUUCUUUAAAGGAAGGUGGGCAAAGCCUUUCAACCCCAAGGACACCAAAAUGCAGAAAUUUUACACGAGUAAGAAUGUCAGCGUGGAUGUGUUGAUGAUGUUCCAGUCGAGGAGCAAUAAGCACUUGUUUGAUGAGGAGCUGUCUUGCACAGUGGUGCAGCUGGAAUAUUCAGGAAAUGCCACAGCCUUCUUCAUCCUUCCAGAUGAGGGGAAGAUGGACCAGGUGGUGGCUGCCCUGAGAAGAGACACACUGAACAGAUGGUCACAUCUCCUCCAGGACAGCUCCGUGAAUCUCUAUAUUCCAAAGUUCUGUAUUUCCGAGUUCUAUGAUCUUGAAGAUGUCCUUAGGGACAUGGGGAUGACAGACGUAUUUACCAGACAAGCCAAUCUUUCUGGCAUCACUAAGGAAGCCUCAGUUAAACUAUCUGAAGUCCUCCAUAAGGCUGUACUCAGCAUUGAUGAAGAGGGCAUGGAGGCAGCUGCAGGCACUGGAUUAAGCAUAAGAGUCAAAUCAUAUCGUCCAGUCAUUAAGUUCGACAGACCUUUCCUGUUUGUUGUAUUUGAUCACUUCACCUGGAGCUCUCUCUUCCUGGGAAAAAUUAUGAAUCCCCAUACAAGUGCCUCGACAUAAGAUGUUGAACUGGAGAGACAAAAGAUGUUGAACUGGAUGUCACAUUGUGUAAAAUGAUUGGUCUAGGAAUUGGGAGACUGGAUUUCUACUUUUAGAUUUUUGCCCUUCUAACUUUGACUUCAGAGUUCUUCCAUUUCCUCUCCUGUAAAAUGGAGAUAAUUUUCCCCUGACUCUACCUUCCUCAUCAGCAAAAGGAUUGUUUUGUGGCCCAAAUAAAGCAAUGAAAGUAAAGGUAUUUUGAAAAGUAUAAA
Messenger RNA from Antechinus flavipes (yellow-footed antechinus), 1695 nucleotides. RefSeq names its product serpin family A member 6 (gene SERPINA6). The record is from RefSeq and is a predicted model, not a curated record. Lineage: Eukaryota; Metazoa; Chordata; Mammalia; Dasyuromorphia; Dasyuridae. The coding region runs from base 197 to 1444 and encodes 415 amino acids. Gene Ontology annotation, biological process: negative regulation of endopeptidase activity. Gene Ontology annotation, molecular function: serine-type endopeptidase inhibitor activity. The transcript is spliced from 5 exons.